GCUGGCAGACAGGGCGAACGAGUUGUCUUGCAGCUUGCAUGUCAGAAUACAGUUCGAGGUGUAUUGGGUUCACCGGUUUCUCUCAAACCAUUCCAUUCCCACCCCACACGAAAACCAACCUACACAACCCGAAGAGCUCACCGCUGGCGUUCUUUUUCUUUUCUUCUUCUUUUUCCUUCUUGUUCUCUUCCUUGAAAGGGACGAGAUCAUCUUCUUCCAGGGCUUUUCAGCCGAUUGAUAUCAUCACAGUUUUCUCGCGCUGCGUUGGAAGGCACGAGUAUAACUGUGAGUUUUUAUUCUUGUUUUUAAAACUUAAUACCACGUCGUAGCUACGCCACAACUGCGAAAAAAGAAGGGAAGGCUCCCGCGGGAAACGACGUUGAAGGCAAACAGGUUUUUAAGAAUCGCAGAGAAAAGCUACAGGGCAGCACUGUUUUUUCCUUUGUAUCUGUAUAGCUGUUCUUAGAUAAGCUGCUGCUCACUCAGACACAUUCUCUUCUUUCUGCUGUUUUGACCACUGCCUCCGCGCACGCGCACGCCGUUCCAGCAGUCUCUGGGGCGAACGAUAUAGCUGCUUCAUCCGUCUCAACGCAAACGGUGUGUGUGUGUGCGUGUGUGUGUUAGAAUUCUAUUCUUCCAAAAGAGUAAAAGAACCGCGAACAGGCAUGAGCACCGCACCAGCAACGCCACCGCGUGGCACGCAAUUCAGCAGCGCUGCCUUGUACGCGUUCCCCUCCUCGCCUGUGCCUCGCAGGCCGGGCGGCACCCCGACCUCCUCCUUCGCCUCGCCCAGCCUGCGCGGCACCUCCUCCCCGCUGAGUCGCCGGUGCACGCCGCAGCUGCCGCCACCGCCGCGCUCGUUGCAGCCGUCGAUGGACCGCUACGUCUCGGCCCCUUCGCGUCAGAACACCUCCAUGGCUCACUUCCUGCUCACCUCGACGGAGCAGAAGACACCGAUGCUGAUCCGAGCCGCCCAGCAGCACCAACUCGCCCUGCGCAGCCCGUCUCGUGAGCCGUUGGUGACAGACACAUCCUUCGACGACGCCUACGCGUCGCCUACGCGAUACGCCGUCGACCUCGGCGCCUCCAGCGGAGGUGGGGCAGCGGCGUCACCACGGCCGCACAGCAGUCUGCCGCGGGCCGGCAGCGCUCGCCUCAGCAGCGUCUUUGCGAAAAUGCACCUGGACCCGUCGGUGCGGAGCAGCAGAGAUCGCAGCGCGAGUGCCGCCUCCGUGGCCGGAGAGGCAGCGGUGCUGGGAGGACUGGGUGGCGGCAGCGGCGAUGACGACGCCAGCAGCCCGCCACCGUUUUCGUUCGUCUCCUCGCCGAUGGACCUCGAGCCCUACACCUCGAAGCUCGCCCGGACUCUCUUCAACGACAUGCCGCAGACAACGGUGCUGAGUGUGAACGACACGUCUACGCGGCCCACGGUGGCUCCGCCGCCGCCGCCUCCUCCAACCACUACUGCUGCAGCGGCGUCGGCUGCGACGACGGCAUCGGCGGCUGCGUUCUCCGCGUCCUCGACGCUGCGCUCGUCCGUGCGAACCCCCGCAACACCGAUGUCACCUGACGUGUCCGAUCCGACCGUCCACUUUGCGUCUGCCCGUAGUGACGACAGCGAUGUCCAUUGCAACGAGGAGGAAGCGGACAACGAUGAGGAUGGCUACUGCUACGGCCGGCAGCACAAUGAGAAUUACGGAAGCGAGGAAGAGGGCGGCGACGCGGCUCGCAGGCGGGCAAGUACGGCAAACGAAGAAGGGGAGGCGGACGUGUGCGACGCGGAGAACCGCUGCCGUCGCGGUGCCGCUCUUGGAGGCGGGGGCGGGCUCUUCGGUCUCGGCCGGAUCCCGCUAGCGAGCUCCGAUGUUAAUUUGGGCGGCAUGUCGGAGGGGGAGCGGUACGACGCCUCCCUCGGGGUCGUGUUCGAGUGCAAUCGCGCCCGCAACUUCACCUCCCCCUCCUUCCGCGUCAUCCCCAACACGCCGGAGCGCAUCUUAGACGCGGCGGACAUGGAGGACGACUUCUACAUGAAUCUAAUCGACUGGUCCGUCGCCUCGGAUGUGCUUUGUGUAGCGCUGCAGAGCUGCGUGUACCUGUGGGACGCCAAGACGUGUGGCAUCACGGAGCUGCCGCGUGCGCCGGCGUCUGCGUUUGGCGACUCCCGUUCCCCGAGUGCGCAGCUGGUCUGCGGGUUGAACUGGGCACCAAGUGGGUAUCACCUGGCGGUCGGCCGCAACAGCGGAGUGGUGGAGGUGUGGGACGUGGAGGCGCAGAAGAUGGUGCACUCCUAUCGGCAGCACACCGAUCGCACCGUGUCGCUCUCGUGGGAGCCGCAGGGAGGUACUUUGCUCGCCUCGGGCAGCCGGGACAGCACCGUUGUCUUGCGAGACGUGCGCGAGCGGGAUACGUCGUCGUCGUCGUCGUCGUCGCCCUACGCCUCCACCUCCUCGCUGGCGUCUGCUACCUCCGUCCUGCAAGGGCACGAGACGGAGGUGUGCGGCCUGAAGUGGUCCCCCACCGGUGCGAUGCUCGCGAGCGGUGGCAACGAUAACCAACUCCUCGUGUGGGACCGCCGCAAGCUGGCAACAGGGGGAGGUGGUGGUCGGUCUGAGGUGAGCAGCAGCAGUAACGGCGGCGGCGGCAGCGGCGCCGCCUCCUCCACCCCCUACCCCCUCGCCAACUCCCCCCAGCCUCUUUUCUACCUAAACAAGCACACCGCGGCGGUGAAGGCGCUAAGCUGGAACCCGUCGCAGCCGGCUCUCCUCGUCAGCGGGGGCGGCUCCCACGACAAGUCGCUCCGCUUCUGGAGCACCCUUACUGGGGAGUGCGUCCAUCACAUCAACACGGGCAGCCAGGUGUGUGGCGUCGUGUGGAACCGAACAGGGACCGAGCUGGUCACCGCACAUGGCUACACCGAUAAUCAGCUCAGCAUCUGGCGCUAUCCCUCGCUGCGCCGAAUCGCGAACUUGAUUGGGCACACCUCCCGCGUGCUGCACCUCGCCCUCUCGGCGGAUGGGGAGACGGUGGUGUCCGCGGCGGCGGACGAGACGCUGCGCUUCUGGCGCUGCUUCCCGCCGAGCGAGCUGCGGGAGUCGUCACCGCAUUUGUAUCGGAGCUUCUACAGUCCCUCCAGCGCCUCUUCGGUGGGCGCGUCACCCUUUGCGGGUGGUGGCAAUCCGGCUGUCGGCGGCUCUGCCACACGAACGCGUGCAGGAGCCAUCGCGGCGGGGCGCUGCCGAAGUGCGUCCGAGGACCGUGACGGGCUGUCGUUUAUGAGCGAGGAGGUAGAACUGCGAUAG
Messenger RNA from Leptomonas pyrrhocoris, 3299 nucleotides. Its product is annotated as cell division cycle protein 20 putative (CDC20). Gene Ontology annotation, biological process: positive regulation of ubiquitin protein ligase activity; anaphase-promoting complex-dependent catabolic process; positive regulation of anaphase-promoting complex-dependent catabolic process. The record is from RefSeq and is a predicted model, not a curated record. The coding region runs from base 666 to 3299 and encodes 877 amino acids. Lineage: Eukaryota; Euglenozoa; Kinetoplastea; Trypanosomatida; Trypanosomatidae. Gene Ontology annotation, cellular component: anaphase-promoting complex. Gene Ontology annotation, molecular function: anaphase-promoting complex binding; protein binding; ubiquitin ligase activator activity. The transcript has a single exon.